ACGACAAUGCGUUUUAAACGGGCGACGCCGGAAGCACGUUGUUAUCCGUUCGGUUUUGGUCUGUCAAUAUUGAGUUACCUAUCGAUCUGAUUGCGUCUCAACGAAAAAUCUCGUGAUAGAAUUUACCGUCUGCCACUUGGUGCCAUCUUCACGAACGGCCACGGAAGGAUCGUGUCGCAUUAAUCGAAUUUGGCGAGGCCUUAGAAAAUUUCGAAGCGGCGCGCGGUCGACGUGUGUAGCGCGAUCAGGAACGAUCUACAUUACGGUUCGCGCGUUACUUUCGCUCGCUGGCCACCUAGAGGAACGUUUUUUUUUUUUUUUUUGGUUUCGCGAUUCUGAUAAUCUGGUGUGUAAGACGAGUGUUGAAGAAAUACACGCGCGGUCGGGUGGAAAAUACUAAUUUGUGAGAAAGAGUAAUUACCGACAAAUAAUGGACGAGGAUCGGAGGUAGUAAUCGUGAAACGCCUAGGAGAACAUCAGCUUCCGAUAUGGUGCAACAGGAGCAAGCUCACGAUGCCAAGCAACAAAUUGCGACCAGUCCUGAGGACACCGAGGAUAUACCUGCCGGACAACAGGGUCCUCAGGUUCCUAGACGCAGAGGAGGCAUAUCCGCGGAGCCGGUCUCCGAAGAGGAUGCCACGAGCUACGUUAAAAAAGUCGUACCUAAGGAUUACAAGACGAUGGCUGCCUUGAGUAAGGCCAUCGCGAAGAAUGUUCUAUUCGCUCAUCUCGAUGAGAACGAACGUUCUGACAUUUUCGACGCCAUGUUUCCUGUCACAUUCUUGCCCGGAGAGGCAAUUAUUCGGCAAGGCGACGAAGGUGAUAACUUCUACGUAAUCGAUCAAGGGGAGGUCGAGAUCUUCGUGAAUGGCGAACUAGCUACGACGAUAGGAGAAGGUGGAAGUUUCGGUGAGCUUGCGUUGAUUUACGGCACACCUCGUGCGGCAACCGUUCGAGCAAAGACCGACGUGAAAUUAUGGGGCAUCGACAGAGAUUCGUAUCGAAGAAUCUUAAUGGGCUCUACCAUAAGAAAACGAAAGAUGUACGAGGAAUUCCUUUCCAGAGUUUCAAUUUUGGAAUCUUUGGAUAAGUGGGAACGGCUUACGGUAGCCGACGCUUUAGAACCGGUUGCAUUUGAUGAUGGUGAGACGAUAGUUCGACAGGGUGAGCCAGGUGAGGACUUCUACAUAAUUGUUGAGGGCACAGCAGUUGUUCUGCAACAACGUUCGGAGGGUGAAGAACCAGCUGAAGUUGGUCGUUUAGGACCAUCUGAUUAUUUUGGUGAGAUUGCAUUAUUAUUAGACAGGCCAAGAGCGGCAACUGUCGUGGCGCGAGGUCCUCUAAAAUGCGUGAAACUCGACAGAGCAAGAUUCGAACGAGUUUUAGGUCCCUGCGCGGAUAUUCUGAAACGCAACAUCACCCAGUAUAAUAGUUUCGUGUCUCUAUCCGUAUAAAUUGCCGUGUCAGCGACAUUAUCAGCAACCCUGAUUUCUUUUUAUGAAAGUGCGUAUCACUAUUAACAUUUUUUUAUUUGAGUAAUAAUGUAAGGUAAUAACUGUAUGUCAGCUAACGAUGCGCGUGCUGAAGAAUUAUAUAUGUCAAU
Messenger RNA from Habropoda laboriosa, 1603 nucleotides. It is a transcript of the gene Pka-R1, whose product is annotated as cAMP-dependent protein kinase type I regulatory subunit. Gene Ontology annotation, biological process: regulation of protein phosphorylation. NCBI's taxonomy places the organism in Eukaryota, Metazoa, Arthropoda, Insecta, Hymenoptera, Apidae. The transcript is spliced from 6 exons. Gene Ontology annotation, molecular function: cAMP-dependent protein kinase regulator activity. Gene Ontology annotation, cellular component: cAMP-dependent protein kinase complex. The coding region runs from base 489 to 1454 and encodes 321 amino acids. The record is from RefSeq and is a predicted model, not a curated record.